Molecule: messenger RNA, 1236 nt
Organism: Bradysia coprophila
Lineage: Eukaryota; Metazoa; Arthropoda; Insecta; Diptera; Sciaridae
Molecular function (GO): GTP binding
Source: RefSeq, a predicted model, not a curated record
AAAUUCACACCGAUAAUAGAGGAGAUAACCUUUUCAGCGACGCGAUAGCAACAGCUUUAUCUUUGUUAUCACUUCGUUAUUAUCUCAGCCGCAAUUAAAAUAGUCUUUCUCAGUCAAUUGGCCAAUGUUUAAGUACUAAUAAAAUUUCACCGCAUUUUGUGUUGUAACGUGUUGCAGACCACAUGAUGAGUGCCAGUGGCAAUAACAAAAACGUUAUAGUUUUCGGUGAAACCGGCAGCGGUAAAAGUUCACUUGUGAAUCUGUUGCUUAGACAGGACGAAGCUAAAGUGUCUGAUAAAGCGGUCGGCUGUACAUUCAAUUUCAAGAAAUAUGAAACUCCGCAUUUCAAUUUAUACGACACCGUUGGUCUGUCGGAAGGACGUGAAGGCACACUGAAACAAUCACAAGCAAUCAAACAACUGGUAAGAUUGCUGAAGAGUUUAGAGGAAGGGGUGUCACUGUUGGUGUUCGUUAUUGAAAAAGGAAGAAUCAAGAAGAGUAUGGAAAACAAUUACAGGCUGUUCAUAGAGGGAAUUUGCAUGAAAAAGGUCCCGGUUGUUCUCGGUAUUACGCACUGCGAAAUGGAAAACGAACGAGGACAAUGGUGGAACGAGAACAAGGAGCAUUUCGAUAAAUAUGGAAUGACUUUCGAUGACGUAGUGUCCGGAACCGCAUUACGACCGACAUCUGCACCUCGAAUUAUGCAACCGGUUAUUCAAGCUAUGAAUAGAACAACAGCUCAUGAACUUUCCCAAGCCAUAAAUUUGCAUUUACUCGCCAAGGCUUGGAAGUUCGAGGGCGGAUGGAUGGAUUGGUUUUCUGCUAUAUUACAGGGACUGGCUGCAAUUUUCUUAAAGUUAUGGGGAUACAAAACUGCCAACUUUGCCGAAUCCACAAUGGAGCAGAGAUUAUUCCAAUAUUUUCAGUCGCAUGGUCUUACAGUCGCUGAAUCUAUUGCAAUGGCCAAAGAAAUUGUGCAUGAAAUAGCAUGAGAACUUUUUAAUGUUAUCUUCUUACAUUAAUAGUUAUUUAUGACAUCGAGUGCGAAGUACUUUACUGGGCUCUAGAUGUGUAAUUGUGAUACGAGACCGCAGGUUGAGUAUCACAAUACACGUCGUGAGCCCAGUAAAGUACUUUUCUUUAUAUAAUUCGUUUAUUCAAUCAAAUUAGAAAAUAUACACAAAAUUAUAUUCUAGAUAAAGAUAAAUUUACAGCCUCCCAGUAAAGUACUUUGCA